Molecule: messenger RNA, 774 nt
Organism: Nannizzia gypsea CBS 118893
Lineage: Eukaryota; Fungi; Ascomycota; Eurotiomycetes; Onygenales; Arthrodermataceae
Product: PEP phosphonomutase
Exons: 1
Coding region: 1-774 (257 amino acids)
Molecular function (GO): catalytic activity
Source: RefSeq, a predicted model, not a curated record
AUGUCUUCUGCAAACGACAAAGCUCUUCAGCUGCGAAACCUGCAUGUUCCAGGGAAGCCUCUGGUCUUCGCCAACGUUUACGAUGCUUCUACUGCCCGCAUAGUGGCUUCCAACCCUGCUUCCACUGCUCUAGCAACAGCAAGCUAUGCUGUAGCUGCUGUCCAUGGCAUGAGCGAUGAUGACCUGGACCUCGAGACAAACAUCGCGUCGGCUCGUCGAAUUGCCUCUAUCGCUGCCGAAUUCAACAAACCCCUUUCCGUUGACAUGCAAGACGGGUACGGCUCCCGCCUGGAAGAGUCUAUCGAAUCAAUCAUUGCAGCCGGUGCUUCAGGUUGCAACUUGGAAGACAAAGACAACGAGACUGGCAAGCUAUUCCCUCUGGAUGUCGCCGUUGACCGUGUCCGCCGUGUCAUGGCUACUGCUGCCAAGGCAGGAGUUCCGAACUUUGUCCUUAAUGCACGCACCGACGCCGUUCUAUUGAACAAAGAUCUUGAAGAUGCCAUUGUAAGAGCAAAAGCUUUCCUCGAGGCCGGUGCCACUACUGCUUUCGUUUGGGGUGGACUGUCCCGCGCAGACGUUGAGAGGCUCACGAAGGAGCUUGGUGGAAUGUUGAAUGUUAGCCUUUUGCCAGGUGGAUUGACGGUCCAGGAAUUGGCAGAUAUCGGGGUUGCGAGAAUCAGUAUCGGCCCACGGAUGUGGCGGCUAGCAAUGAACACGGUUGAGGAGCAGUCAAAGAAGCUGUUGGAUGAUUAUGCCACCAUGCGAGCCAAAUAG